CGACUACCGAGGGCUAUUUCAAGAGCUGUGCAAAGAUCGGCUGGGUUUAGACGUUACCGCAACGUUUUGCGUUGGCUCGAUGUUUGAAGACGGAGUUGGGCGGCCGCUGAUCCAUAUAAGUGGAUGGUAUCUAUCUCGUAGAUGUUGGGUUAUUUGAAUUCAUUGUGUUGGAGUAGGGAGGAAUCCGAAGAGGGUCCUGCCUCCUUCGCCAUUCUUGUUUUUUUGUUGGAAUGUCGGGGGGGUCUUGCAAAUUCUUCAAUAUUUGCAAGACCCCCACGAGAAUCCAACAAAAAAAUCGACGGUGUCGGAGGGGACGCCCAUAAGGAUAAGGGCGCCGAGCAGUCCAAUGACUUGUCUGACGCCCAUUCUGUAGAUGUUGCGUUGUUUUGAUCCUCUUAGAGUAAAAAAGGAUCACGUUAGUGUCGUACUUGCUUCACCUGUCUUUUUUUUGUUGGAUUGUCGGGGAGGUCUUGCAAAUUCUUCAAUAUUUGCAAGACCCCCACGAGAAUCCAACAAAAAAAUCGACGGCGUGGGAGGAAUUCCCCAUCAGAAAUUGGGCAUCGGUUAUCUCCAAUCCAUCUUUCCAAGGUAUGCACAGGGAGGGGAAUACACGUCGCCGAC
Molecule: messenger RNA, 621 nt
Organism: Amoebophrya sp. A25
Lineage: Eukaryota; Dinophyceae; Syndiniales; Amoebophryaceae
Source: the annotation of a GenBank genome assembly